CUAGGGCUAUUUGGCUGGGAUACUCCUGAGCAAAGGCGAGGCGGCUGGGGGGAGGAGGCGCGGUGGGAGGAGGAAUAGGAGAAGACAAAAGCCGAAGGCGUGGAGGGCCCGGCCUCACACUCGGGCAGCGGGUGCCGGGAGGCCGCAGCACACCGGGAUCCCGGUCAGCAGGCAGCAUGGGGAAGGGGGGGAACCAGGGCGAGGGGGCUACCGAGCGCGAGGCGCCGAUGCCCACCUUCAGCUGGGAGGAGAUUCAGAAGCAUAACCUGCGCACCGACCAGUGGCUCGUCAUCGAUCGCAAGGUCUACAACAUCACCAAAUGGUCCAGUCGGCACCCGGGGGGCCACCGGGUCAUCGGGCACUACGCAGGGGAAGAUGCUACGGAUGCCUUCCGCGCCUUCCACCGCGACCAGGAUUUCGUGCGCAAGUUCCUGAAGCCCCUGCUGGUCGGCGAACUGGCCCCAGAGGAGCCCAGCCAGGACCGAGGCAAAAACUCCCAGAUCAUCGAGGACUUCCGGGCCCUCAGGAAGACCGCUGAGGACAUGAACCUGUUCAAGAGUAACCACCUGUUCUUCCUCCUUCACCUGGCCCACAUCAUCGUCAUGGAGAGCAUCGCAUGGUUCACCAUCUUUUACUUUGGCAAUGGCUGGAUUCCGACCAUCAUCACGGCCUUUGUUCUCGCUACUUCUCAGGCCCAAGCUGGGUGGUUGCAACACGAUUAUGGCCACCUGUCUGUGUACAAGAAGUCCACGUGGAACCAUCUCGUCCACAAGUUCGUCAUUGGCCACUUAAAGGGUGCCUCCGCCAACUGGUGGAACCAUCGGCACUUCCAGCAUCAUGCCAAGCCCAACAUCUUCCAGAAGGAUCCUGAUGUGAACAUGCUGCACGUGUUUGUCCUGGGUGAAUGGCAGCCCAUUGAGUACGGCAAGAAGAAGCUGAAAUACCUGCCCUACAACCACCAGCACGAGUACUUCUUCCUGAUCGGGCCGCCACUCCUCAUCCCCAUGUACUUCCAGUACCAGAUCAUCAUGACCAUGAUCGUCCGCAAAGACUGGGUGGACUUGGCCUGGGCCAUCAGCUACUAUGCUCGUUUCUUCAUCACCUACAUCCCUUUCUAUGGUAUCCUCGGAGCCAUCCUUUUCCUCAACUUUAUCAGGUUCCUGGAGAGCCACUGGUUUGUGUGGGUCACGCAGAUGAAUCACAUCGUCAUGGAGAUUGACCGAGAGCCCUACCGCGACUGGUUCAGCAGCCAGCUGGCAGCCACCUGCAACGUGGAACAAUCCUUCUUUAACGACUGGUUCAGCGGGCACCUCAACUUCCAGAUUGAGCACCACCUUUUCCCCACCAUGCCUCGGCACAACUUCCACAAGAUCGCCCCACUGGUGAAGUCUCUGUGCGCCAAGCAUGGCAUCCAGUACCAGGAGAAGCCGUUGCUGAGGGCCUUGCAAGACAUCGUCGGGUCCUUGAAGAAGUCUGGGGAUCUGUGGCUGGACGCCUACCUCCACAAAUGAAGCUACAGCCCUCGGGCCACCCAUGGGGGAGGGGGAGCCGGUGGGGUUCAUGGCCGAAGGGAGGGAUGGGUUUUUGUUCUGAGGUGUCCAUGAGGCUGGGGUACAUGCCGGCUCACAGGCCCCAUCUUUGAUCUUUCUCCCGUUUUUCUCCCAUUUUCCCUUCACUUUGCCCUCCAACACCGUCCCUCAUGGGCCCUCUGUCAGUCCCUUCCACCAGGAGCACAGAGAGGGCUCCGUACCUGCCUCCGCCCUCCGCCCCUAAACAUCCACUAGACCAGCCGUCCACAGACGUACCUAGACACCCCUGGCAGCCUGGCCUCCAUCCUCCAGGCCUCACACCUCCCUGUUUCUCCCUCAGACACUUGGGGUCCAUGGGACUGGGUCCCAGCUGGGCAAAUGGCUCCCUGGCCUUGCAGGUCUGGCUCCACCCUCUGAUGGCGCCCAUGGUCUGCCCUCUUGUAGGGAGGUGCUUUGUGCACCAGGUCCCCUUCCCACUGCUGGGAUUGGUACCUGGGGCCUCCCUGCAGGUGCCACUGUUUCUACAACUGUCCAAGCCCCGGCCCUGAUUCCAGGCUCUCUUGGCCUGUAGUGCAUCUGGCUCAGACCUUGGGGCCCAGGGAAAUGUCCUCCUUGCCCCACUGGAGGCCUGUGACCCAGGGCUUGUGCAGUUCCCUCCCAGCACCAUCCACCCUAUUCCCACCUUCAGAGCCUGUGACCUUGGGUCCAAGGGGACAGUCCCACAGGUGGGUGCCACAAAGGUUAGGGCCAAGUUGGGGGGCCAGCUGACCUGUAGGUUCAGCCCCACUCCCCACCCCCAUUUAGAUGUCCUAGUUGGGAAGCCUGAGAUUCUACAGCAAUUGGACCCGUCUCCAAAAUGCUGUUACCUGCCAGGCAGCCAUACUGGGGCUGCCAGUGUGUGCAGGCGCUCUCCUCUCAUGUCUUCCACUCUUGUGUCUUUCACUGGUUUUUUAAACUUUUGCUACAGGAUACAUUCUGACGGUGGGGCUGGGCCUUGUGACAAUCUGUCUUUGACCACCUGCCCUUCCUGGACUCCCCCAGGCUCCCUGGCGGGCUGAACCAGUCUCACUCACUAGGCCAGUGUGGCCCUGACGGUCACUGUCAGGGCCACUGCUGUCAGGAGGGCAGUGGGGACAGAGGGAGGGAACCCCAGAGGCAGUGACCCCGAGGAGCUGGGGGAUGGGUGGGACCUGACAAGGUUCAAGUGGGAAGUGUGACGAGGAAUUGGGGCUGGAAGCCAGGAGCUGAGGGGACAGGAAAGUGAGAAGGGCGGGAGGGGAGUCUGCUUCCCUGGGAGGGAUUUAGAGCCACUGUGUUUGGAAGCCUAACCCACUAACCAAUAUUUAGCUUCCAGGGAGGUUGGGACAGGAACAAGCUCAGAGUGGGGACCUUUGGGAGAAGGCUUCCAGUCCCCCAGCUCUGGCAGCCAGGAGGGACCGGCAUCUAGUGGGACGCACCUUUGAGGCCCUGCUGCUGAGAACAGGCCCGUGGAGCUGCUGUUCCCUCCCGAGGCAGACGGAUCCAUAGGGAACUGAUCUUAAUUUUUAUCAUGUUGCUUCCCCAGCCCUACAUUUUUUGGAAAUAAAAGACGUAAUUUUAUUCUCACUUCCUUGA
This is a messenger RNA of Rhinolophus ferrumequinum (greater horseshoe bat), 3143 nucleotides long. RefSeq names its product fatty acid desaturase 2 (gene FADS2). NCBI's taxonomy places the organism in Eukaryota, Metazoa, Chordata, Mammalia, Chiroptera, Rhinolophidae. Gene Ontology annotation, molecular function: oxidoreductase activity, acting on paired donors, with oxidation of a pair of donors resulting in the reduction of molecular oxygen to two molecules of water. The record is from RefSeq and is a predicted model, not a curated record. Bases 177 to 1511 code for a protein of 444 amino acids. Gene Ontology annotation, cellular component: membrane. The transcript is spliced from 12 exons. Gene Ontology annotation, biological process: lipid metabolic process.